This is a messenger RNA of Vespula pensylvanica (western yellowjacket), 2608 nucleotides long. RefSeq lists its product as uncharacterized. NCBI's taxonomy places the organism in Eukaryota, Metazoa, Arthropoda, Insecta, Hymenoptera, Vespidae. The transcript is spliced from 11 exons. The coding region runs from base 1241 to 2506 and encodes 421 amino acids. The record is from RefSeq and is a predicted model, not a curated record.
GUUAAGUUGCCCAUUUCUGUUUUUUUAAGAAUAGUUUAUUGUUUGCAAAUUCCAUCCCAUAUCUUUAUGUGAUAUUAAUAAAGUUGUUCCUUCGUUAUUCCAAUUUAAAUAUAUUUGAAUCAGAAUUAUUAUGUUGCCUUUGUUUUUGUUUCACUCUAAUUGUCUAAUUCAAGAUGAUAAAGAACACAGAUACAGAGAUGCUCAAAUUACAAAAAGAAGAAAUAAAAGAUAAAGAUACAGAAGAAGAAUCGGAAGUUUUUAAGAAACGCUAUUUUGGUUUUGUAAAAAUGAAACAUCAUGUUAGAAGAUUGAGCAAUGGGAAAUUUGUAUUUGAUUGAAUUAUAUAAGAGGAUAUAUCGAUUGAUUACAACAAUAAAUAUGAAGGAAAACACUACAUAUAAUUUUUUAAAUGAGGUAAUCUUGCAGUUAAUGAUAUAAAGAUUUAGAAAGAAGAUCUAUUAGAACUAUUAUGAAGAACUAUUAGAAAAAAGAUUUAGAAAAGUUGAGAACAAACAAGAAAACUCUUGAAGAAUAAGAUUAAAAAAAAAUGGAUCAUAAAUGGUAUAAUCUCCAUUAGUCUAAGAAGGCUCUUAAUGGAAAUAAUUUAAAAAGAUCAGCAUAUAUUUAAAGAGGAACAUAAUGAAGAAAGGAGAUGUAUUUCUUCCUAUUUAAAUAUGAUUCUGGCACCAGCAUGCACAGCAAGUUGAAGAAGAAGCUAAUAAAUAUCUGUACACAUAUUAAAGUAGUCUAUUAAUGGCUACAAAAAAGAUAAAAUAUGAUUUGAUAUUGUUCUUCUAUUAUACAUAAGGAGACAAAAAAUAUGUGAGCUCUUUAAUUAUCUCAGGUGAAGAAAAUAAAGAUUACAAACUGUAAAAACAUUGAAGUAUCAUUAAAAUGAGAUAAUAUACAGUUGAUGAGGCUUCUACUUAACGUCUACGUAAAAUAUAAACUUUGGAGUUACGCGUGCCGUAUACGCGCCAAUUGAAGCUUUGAAACAAGCGCAAGUAGAUAAGUCGCGCAUCCCCACCAUACACAAGAAAUGACUACACAUAAAGAAGAGAAAGAAGAAGACAACGUCGAAGAUCGCUCGAAGAGAGAAGAACAAAGUUUAGAGUGAAGGAAAAAAAUCGUUUCAGCCGUGGAUCACAUAAACGAGGGAAGCCAAACGACGGUGCCCAAACACCGAAAUGCUCGUCGCAAAAAAGCGAAAAGCGUGACCAGUGAUUCGAAGGCGAAGAUCAUGGCAAAUCCUUGUGGGGAAUUCCGCAAGGAUAUGCAAAAACGUAUCGCGCCAGCAGGUCCGCAACCGGCUGUAUUACCGGCUUGUUCCAUGACGACGAUUCAAACUCAAAGUGCACCAACAACGCCAAUGCGGCCACGAUCACUUUAUACGACUCACAGUUAUCACGCGCAGACCGAGGACGCUAACUUUCAAGUAUGUAUAUUCAUUCCUACAAGUUUCACUUCUCUUUUUUCUCUGCUUUUUUGUCUUCUCUACCGUCUAUUGGAAGCCGCAUUCUCGUGUUUCCUCUUUCAUAAUCGUCCGAGAACGAACUUUCAGCGAUACAGUGAAUUUUCCAAGUACUUCGAAACACCACCAGCGGAUCAAUGGACUAGUAUGACGGGUGCAACUACUUAUUCGAAUUCGGCGGCGAUUUGGAGACAGCCAAGAAAUCCUAAAACGAUUGCAACUCCUUAUUACGCGACUGAGGAACCUUGUGUUUAUACGGAAAAUUGGAGAGAACAUGAAACUGAUGCGGGUACCGGAGGUGCCAUCACUACACCACACGGUACCAUCUCCUUGAGACUCCGCAAUAGGAUUCGAGUUGACAUGACUGUUGAUCGUGCUGUGAGAGUGAUCAAUUUUAAGAAUAAUAUCGUGCUUUCCUUAAGUUGUUCUGGAACAGCCUCUGCAUUACUACAUCCGAAUGGAAGAAUAUAUCAAUAUGGAUCGCGCGUUGAAAUUCUGGCUCACGAUACGCAUGGCAAUAAUAAAUAUGCAAAGAUGUGGUACAAGGGUGUUAGUUUUACGUGUGAACAAUGUGCUCUUGUAUAUUUAGUGGAUACAGCAGGAACUAGAACGACUACUGACUCGUUUUUGGACAUGAGUCAAGACUUUUCUUUAAAUGUUUUUUACUCCGGCUCGCGACAUGGAUCGACGUGCUUACAAGAAGCGGCUACAGUUCUCGGAGCUUCUCAAUAUUGGAUUACAGAUGAAGGUGUUGAAAAUUGGAUCAUCAAUAAUGUUAGAAUUUCUCAGACUCCGGAUGGACUUGUCAGAAUUGGACGUAAUAGCAACAAAUAUCAGCUACGAACAUCACCUAGCAAUGGAACUGCAUCCUUAACAACUCCCUUUCUACAUUGCACGGCCUCAUUGGGUCAAACAUCUCAUUUAUUUGUACGCCGAGGAGAACGGCGUAUGCAUUAUGAUGGAACGAGUUUCAUUGUACGCAAUGCAGGACACAGUGCUGGGUUUGACGACAAUGACCAAUUAAAAGUCUAUUGAAAAGUUUGACUAUUCAUUCAAUGUAUAAGAUUAUACUUAUUAAUUACCAAUGUAGUAUAGUCAAUAAUUAAAUAUAUUUAUCGCUUCAAGCUGAUCGAUAAA